Anisakis simplex (herring worm) is the source of this 441-nucleotide messenger RNA. The record is from the annotation of a GenBank genome assembly. Lineage: Eukaryota; Metazoa; Nematoda; Chromadorea; Rhabditida; Anisakidae.
AUGGAUUGGUUGAAUGAGAACGAUGAACACUCGAUGGACAUUCUAAGGAAUGCGUACAAUCGCGAUAAGUCUGAUAAUUUCCCACAAACAUCCGAACAUACAAAAUUCUCGAAUUCAGUUGUUGAUGUGUUCACACAGCUCAAUGAAGCACUUAAAUUGCUGAAACAGAUGGAUUGUCCAAAUCCGGAAGUAUUUGCGGAUAUGAUGAAACGUUUCUCGAAAACACUCAACAAAGUGUUGUUGGCUUAUGCUGAUAUGGUACAGAAGGAUUUCGGUAAAUUUGUCAGUAAUGAGAAGUUAGCGUGUAUAUUGAUGAAUAAUGUUCAGCAACUCAGGGUUCAACUGGAAAAGAUCUAUGAAAAUAUGGGUGGGCCGAAUCUGGAUCCGGCCGCGAACACGGUUCUGACGAAUCUGCAGAAGAAGUUGAACGCCGUACUCGAU